Camponotus floridanus (Florida carpenter ant) is the source of this 1106-nucleotide messenger RNA. RefSeq names its product selenide, water dikinase-like. Gene Ontology annotation, biological process: L-selenocysteine biosynthetic process. Gene Ontology annotation, cellular component: cytoplasm. The transcript has 2 exons. Lineage: Eukaryota; Metazoa; Arthropoda; Insecta; Hymenoptera; Formicidae. The record is from RefSeq and is a predicted model, not a curated record. Gene Ontology annotation, molecular function: ATP binding; selenide, water dikinase activity. Bases 82 to 1095 code for a protein of 337 amino acids.
UUACAAAACGUUGCGGAAACGACUUCGAAAAAAGAAUAAAUAGUAUAAUAAUAGAAAAAAGAAUAAACCGUUUCAUUCUCUAUGCAAGUUGCACAAACUUCUUGGUACGCGCAGGAUGAAAAAACGAAUCCUUACGCUGCGACGUGCAUUCACGAGAACACUCGCGUGACAAAGUUGAACGAAGCUGGCGGAAUGAUGCUGGUGGAAACGUUCAACGUUAUCCCCGCAGUCGUCGAUGACCCAUACGUGAUGGGCAAGAUCGCUUACGCCGUCACCCAUGGAGGUAUUCACUCGCUGGGUCUCGCCAGAUGCUCCAGCAGUAGGAUGAUCCUGGGCGUUUCCGACAUUAUGAAGGACGACGAGAGGAAGACGGUGGCGUCCAUGGCCAUACGCGGUUACGCAGACGCGGCAAAGAUGGACAUCAAGGAUUGUCAGGUCUUCCACAACCCGUGGUGCCUGUUCGGAGGAACCGCCACGGUGGUGUGCCACCCUUACGAGAUAGUCCAGCCCGUGGACGCAACCGUUGGUGACGUCAUAGUGCUCACCAAGCCACUGGGCACGACGGUGGCACUUACCAUAUCCGAGUGGAUGAAGCAGCCUGAAAAGAGGGGUAGAUUAAUGUUGACCAUCACCGAAGAGAGCGCCGAGAAAGCUCGCUCCCGAGCCAUCGACUGUAUGAUCAGGACUAAUCAAAUCGCCGCUAUGCUCAUGCGAAAGUAUAACGCGCACGCCGCCUGCGAGGUAGGAUCCUACGGUAUCCUGGGUCAUGCGAAUCUCCUGGCGCGACGACAGACGAGCGACGUCAAUUUUAUAAUCCACAACAUGCCGGUGAUCGCGCGGAUGAACGCGACGUCGAAGAUGACCGGGAACGCGUUGCCUCUCCUGCAGGGUGAGAUGCCCGAGGUGUCGGGAGGGCUGCUGGUCGUGUUACCCCGGGAACAAGCCGCCGCGUAUUGCAAGGCCCUGGAGAAGCUGGAGCGCAGACAAGCGUGGAUCGUCGGGAUCGUCGAGAGCGGCGAUCGCACCGCGCGAGUGAUCGAGAGACCGCGGGUGAUCGAGGUGCCUGCUAAGGAUAACGGUGUCUUCUUAUGGUAAACCGCCGAAGG